CAUUUCACUGUGGUCCAUUGUUCAGCUUCAGCUGUGCUCCAGGUGUCCAUAUCUCUCAAUAAAGUGGAAAUGAGUGUUGGAGAGUCCAAAUUCUUCACCUGCACAGCCAUCGGUGAGCCGGUUAGCAUAAACUGGUUCAGUCCUCAAGGCGAGCGGAUCAUCUCAAACGAGCGAGUGAUUGUUCAUACCGAGGGCGUUCGGUCCAGGCUAACCAUCUAUAACGCCAUCAUAGAGGAUGCUGGGAUAUACCGAUGCCAGGCUGCGGAUGCUAAAGGACAGAGUCAAGAAGCCACAGUGGUGCUGGAGAUUUACCAGAAGCUGACGUUCCGCGAGGUCAAGACGCCGCAGGAGUUUCGUCAGGGUGACGAUGCUGAAGUGGUGUGUGACGUCAUCAGCUCUCCUGUCCCGGCCGUAUCCUGGUUCUACAAGAACAGGGAAAUCACAUCUGAGCCCAACAGCAGAUUUCAGGUUCUUCCCACCAAUAACCUGCAGAUCCUGAAAGUGGGUAAAGCGGAUGAGGGAGCGUAUCGCUGUGAGGCGCGCGUGGAGGCUCGAGGAGAAAUCGACUUCAGGGAUAUUGUGGUGCAGGUGAACGUUCCUCCUGUGCUGUCUGUGCCGCAGCAGUCCUUCAACGCCACUGCAGACUACCAGGAGUCCGUCACUUUCACCUGCGUCACUUCUGGCUCGCCCGACCCGCAGGUCACCUGGUACUGGAAGGGUCAUGCGAUCGAGCACUCGGAGCAGUACGUGUUGAACACUAUGAAUGGAGGUAAAAGCACGCUCACUGUUAAAAACAUCAAGCAAACAGACGGUGGACCCUACAUGUGUCGAGCCAGCAACAAAGCCGGCAGCUCCGAGAGCCAGCUCUUCCUCAAGGUGUUCGUCCAGCCUCACAUCACUCAGCUGAGGAACGUGACCGCAGUGGAGGGCAGCGCAGCCAUGAUCUCCUGUACAGCUGAAGGAGAGCCGCUGCCCGAGAUCUCCUGGAGGAGAGCCAGCGACGGACACAGCUUCACAGACGGGGAGAAGAGUAAGGAUGGGCGUGUGGAAGUGCGUGGACGCCAUGGAAAGUCCAUGUUGACCAUCAGCGGGGUUCAGCUCUCAGACUGGGGCCGAUUCGACUGUGAAGCUCUCAGCAGGAUUGGAGGCCAUCAGAAGAGCAUGUUCUUGGACAUCGAGUAUGCUCCAAAGUUCCAGACAAAUCAAAGCAUUUUCUACUCGUGGGAGGGAAACCCGGUGAACAUCAGCUGUGAGGUGAAGUCUAAUCCUGCGGCGACGAUGCUGUGGAGACGAGAGCGCUUCACCAUCUCCAGCCAAGGCACCAGCAACAUCCGCAUCCACAGCACAGACGGACGCUCACUGCUGGAGGUCACUCCAGUGUCCGACAGGGAUUUUGGACGCUACAACUGCACUGCCAGAAACAACAUCGGCGCUCGAUACCAAGAGUUUAUACUAGCACAGGCAGGUCCUGCAGUGGUUCUGACCAGUCUGGAGCCCAACACCACGUAUGAGGUGCGAGUGUCUGCGGUCAAUGGAAAGGGUCAGGGGGAAUUCAGCCACACAGAAAGCUUCCAGACGCUGCCCAUCCGUGAGCCCAGUCCACCAACGGUGCACGGUCAGAGAGGCGUGGGGAAGGCCUACAGACUGGGCCUGGUAAAGCAGGAUGACGGAGGGAUGCCCAUCGUCGAGUACAUCCUCAAGUAUAAAACCGAUAAAGAGGAGCAGUGGAUGACCAAGCUGGUUCCGGGUAUGAAUGAUUUUGCGCUCCUGCAGCCGCUUCAGUGGAACACCAGAUAUAAUGUGGAGAUCACAGCGCGCAACGUCAAGGGUCUGACAGAGCCCACGUACUUCCAGUUCCUCAUGCCGCAGAAGCCUGAUAUCACAGACUCUCUGUUCAGUGGGCUGGGUGUGGGCGCUGUGCUAGGUGUGGGUGUGUGCGUUCUCCUCCUCCUGCUGGUGCUGCUGGACGUCAGCUGCUUCUUCCUGCGCCAGUGCGGCCUCCUCAUGUGCAUCACGCGCAAACUCUGCAGCAAGAAGACCAGCACCAGCGGCAAGAGCAAAGAGCUGGAGGAGGGCAAGGCUGCGUAUCUGGUUGAUGGCUCAAAGGAGCCCAUCGUGAAGAUGAGAACAGAAGAAGAGAGAGUUACUAACCCGGAGGACUGCAGUCCAGUGAAUGAACCCAAUGAGACGACUCCUCUGACCGAGCCCGAGAAGCUGCCGCUGAAGGAGGAAAACGGCAAAGAAGUGCUGAAGCCGGAUCUGAUCGAGAUUAAAGUCCACACGGACAACAGCAUCCACACAAAACAGGACGACAGCAAAGCGUAAUGGAGAACGCACACACAGCCUAAAACACUAUAGAUGUAUACGUAUAUAUAAAACAGAAGAGGAAUGAUAAGAGAAGCAGAAGAAAUCCUGUGUGCUGUAAAUAUGUUGAAAUAUAAACAGAGUUGGAGUUUUUUUGUGAUAAAUCUACUGUUCUUUCUAUCCGCGAUGGCGUCUUCAUCUUGGUGUUUGGAUUUCGCCAAUAAGGAUUCAGUUUCCAGGCCUUUUUCUUCUGCGUUCGGGCAUGUGGAGUGUGAUUUUUUUUUUCAGUGGGACUUGAUGAUUUCUGGGCUUCUCAUCUAAAUGUGUUCAUGGGGUUUUCAGUGUUUCGAUACUGUGAGACUUUUCCAUUGGGAAGACAUUUGGAUUUCUUGAGUUUUUUUUUUUUUCUGGCAUGUUGAUGCUUUGAGAUGGUCUGUCUUAUUUAUGUCACGUCUGAACAUUGAAGACGGCUCUGGUCUGUAUUUUCCAUCUUGUCUUCAUGAGUUUUAAACACAGGAAUCGCUUAUGAAAACCCAAACGAACCGUUGUAUUGAAGUGACUGUAGAUUGGGUUUCCUCAACUGCCAUGAUUAAACGCUCUUCUUCAUUUAUGA
This is a messenger RNA of Danio rerio (zebrafish), 2917 nucleotides long. It is a transcript of the gene ncam2a, whose product is annotated as neural cell adhesion molecule 2a. Lineage: Eukaryota; Metazoa; Chordata; Actinopteri; Cypriniformes; Danionidae. The record is from RefSeq and is marked validated. Gene Ontology annotation, cellular component: plasma membrane; membrane. Gene Ontology annotation, biological process: cell adhesion.